AUGGUAGUUUGCAAAUUUUUUCAGCAGGGUUACUGCCGCUACGGGCAAAAUUGCCGAUUUGAACACAUUUAUGGCUCUAAAUACUCAUAUCAUGCUCCAGUAAAUCCACCAGCCCAAACCCCACAAGUGCCAGUGGCGACUGUAGUUACAGAUGAGCAGUUAGUCCACCAAGUGCAAUGUGACAUACAGGCAGCACUCAAGGGUGGCCAAUGGAUACUCUCCUGUUAUGCCCCAUACAAAGAAAAGCCGGGUUUCCCUGGAUUGACAGACCUUUCACCCGAGGAAGCCAGAUUGUUUAUAUAUGAAGCAAAGGCAAAGAAUGCUGUGGACCAAGCAGUGUACUACAUGGACAGCCUGUACAAGGAGACUAGAAACAAAUAUGAACAACUGCUUAACCCAACGCUGAAUACGAUGAAAGUGUUACGGAGUUUGUUCAAGGGUGAGACCGUGUCACAGGCACCGCUGGUACAGACUUCUGCCUUUGGUGCGGCUAACAGCGCCUCUUCAAUAUUCCGGAGUGCCCUAAACAACACACCAAUGACUCAGAACAGUAAUACCGUCUCAAUAUUCAAUCAGAACCCGAACAAGAGCAUAUUCGGCGAUCAGGGCGCGGAUAACGCGGCCGCAAGAUCUAUUUUCGCGCAAGCGAAUAAAUCAUCGUUCGGUACUGCCACACCAAGCGUGUUCCAGACUAACGCAAGUGAGACACCUAAGUCGAUUUUUGCACAGGAGAAUCAGAAGCUAUUUGGUAUCACCCAAGCCGCUUCGAGCAAUCCGUCUAGCAUCUUCGCAAGCGCGUCGCAGAGUAUUUUCGGUCAAUCGAACGAUCCGUUUGGACAGAACGCUUUCGCUGCUACAGGGAGCGUCUUCCAAAAGCCCAGUCAGCAAGAUCCGGGUCAACAGAACGGCUUUGCCGCUGCCAAUAAUAUAUUCCAACAGAACUCAAGUGACACUGGCGAUAAUGUGUACAGUAAACUAGAGGACCUCUCGCAGGAAGACAUAGAAGCGUUCGAAAGUAGCGAUUUUAAGCUUGGCUUUGUACCAGAAUUGCCUCCACCUCUCUCGCUGUGCUCU
Molecule: messenger RNA, 1074 nt
Organism: Iphiclides podalirius (scarce swallowtail)
Lineage: Eukaryota; Metazoa; Arthropoda; Insecta; Lepidoptera; Papilionidae
Source: the annotation of a GenBank genome assembly